This is a messenger RNA of Closterium sp. Naga37s-1, 942 nucleotides long. NCBI's taxonomy places the organism in Eukaryota, Viridiplantae, Streptophyta, Zygnematophyceae, Desmidiales, Closteriaceae. The record is from the annotation of a GenBank genome assembly.
AUGGGGUUGGCGCGAUUUGUGCUGCAAGGCAAGGAUGGGGGCUUGUUCCUCAUGCGCCGUCUCCCCCUCCUCCAUCCCCCUCUCUUCCCCCCUCUCCCCCUCCCUUCCCCUCCUCUCCCCCCUCCCUCCCCGUUACUCCCCCCUCCUGCCCGCUCGCUCGGUGCAGCGCAGGUGGCGUCAGUGGCGCAGUGGUGCACAUUCAACAUUAUCAUGAUCCUCGUCAACAACGAGAUCUUCCAGCGGUACGGCUUUGCCUUCCCGCUCACGCUCACCGCCAUCCACUUCGCGCUCUCAUUCGUCGGCGCCUUCACGGCUAUUGAGAUCCUGCAGGUGUGUCCCAAGGCGGAGGUGGAGGCGGGGGAGAUGGUGGCGUGGGUGAUGCCCAUGGCGGUCGUCACCUGCUUCAACGUGGUGCUCGGCCAGCUCUCCCUGCGCUACGUGCCGCCUGCCCGCCCUCCUCUCCACCAAGGCCCUCUCGCCCGGCCUCACAGGUGCGCUGCGCUGGCGCUACAGGCGGAGUACGACUGGCGGCUGUGCCUCUCGCUGCUGCCGGUGAUGGCGGGGGCCAUGCUGGCCUACGCGCCCUCCGUGCACUUCGCGCUGCCCACGUUCCUGUCGGCGCUGUGCUGUGUGGUGCUGGGCUGUGCCACUGUCAUCUGUGCCGAGGUGCUGCUCAAAGGCAAGCAGUACAGCCUCGACUCCCUCAACGCCCUGUACCAGCUGGUGCCGUACUCGGCGCUCAUUCUUGCGCCACCAGCAGCAGUGCUGGAGGGGUGGCAGCUGUGGGGGUGGUUCAUGGCUCAGGCCAACCCCUGGCCCGCUGUCAUCGCCAUCCUCAUUAGUGGCUGCUUUGCUUUCUGCCUCAACUUCUCCCUCUUCUACACGAUUCAAAAGACCAGUGCGCUGACGUUCAACGUGGCGGGAUCUGAAGCUGGUGGAUAA